Messenger RNA from Temnothorax curvispinosus, 1862 nucleotides. It is a transcript of the gene Snapin, whose product is annotated as peroxisomal membrane protein PMP34. Gene Ontology annotation, cellular component: peroxisomal membrane. The coding region runs from base 525 to 1763 and encodes 412 amino acids. Gene Ontology annotation, molecular function: FAD transmembrane transporter activity; ATP transmembrane transporter activity; coenzyme A transmembrane transporter activity. The transcript has 10 exons. NCBI's taxonomy places the organism in Eukaryota, Metazoa, Arthropoda, Insecta, Hymenoptera, Formicidae. The record is from RefSeq and is a predicted model, not a curated record.
AGCAGCUCACCGUCAGUCGCGAGCCAGGCGCGAGACGCGAAGGCCAACGUAGAACGCGCGUGUCAUGGUCUUCCUCUUAUAUAAGAGUGCCGUUGUGCCACGGAAUUACACAGACAGUGUCAGUGCGUUCGUUCAUCGCGGAGUGAGCACUCGCACUCGCGCGCUAAAUAAACGCUCUCCGAUGUAUCGUGUAAUCUCUCGCGACUAAUUCGACGUCCAAUUUACAAAAUUAACUUUAAAAUAAAUAUAAUAGUGUAAAGUGCGAUGGACAACUGAUUUUCCUUAAAUUUGUGUCAAAUACAUAAACUCGAUAAGGAGGGAUUGCUUCAUAGAAAAACGUUUUACAAGCGCCAUCGGAUCGAUUGAGAUAUUAUGCGAUGACGUGUCGUUGCAAUACCAUUUGAAUCGCAUUACCUGCGAUACCGCUAAACUGUUUCUUGAGAUAACAAGUUAACCUGUCCCGUUAUCGUGUCAUAUUACACAAUUCUCGAGACCAUUAACUCACGUUGAGAACGCCGUAAAAAAUGGGUGGCAGCGGACACAAUAGAAGCAUCUUUACAUACGACACGUUGGUGCACGCGAUAUCCGGUGCAGCGGGUAGCGUCGUCGCAAUGGCAGCCUUUUAUCCUUUAGAUACCGUUCGAAGCCGUUUACAAUUGGAAGAAGGACGCCAAGCAAAAAACACAUUGGCAAUCAUACGAGAGCUCAUUGCGAAAGAAGGAUCGUAUACGCUGUACAGAGGUAUCGUUCCUGUUCUGCAAAGCUUAUGCGCGAGUAACUUUAUUUAUUUCUACACAUUCCACGGCUUGAAAGAACUAAGAAGCAAAAGGAAUCAAACAGCUGGUGGCGACUUGCUUAUUGCAUCAAUCGCUGGUGUUAUCAAUGUCCUCACUACGACACCCCUGUGGGUUGUAAACACAAGAUUGAAGAUGAGAGGUAUUGGACUCCCUUCAGAAAGAAAUAACAACGAAUAUACUACGCUGUACGAUGGUCUCCUACACAUAUGGAAGUACGAAGGUUUGAGACAAUUGUGGGCGGGCACGAUGCCGAGUCUUAUGCUUGUCGCGAAUCCGGCUAUCCAAUUCAUGACAUAUGAAAGCAUUAAAAGAAGGAUCAUCGCAUCCCUUGGCGGUGCUCAACCACCGGCAUGGAUGUUCUUCGUUAUAGGAGCGGCAGCGAAAACGGUUGCCACAUGGAUGACAUAUCCUUUGCAGCUUGUGCAAACAAAGUUGAGGCAUGGGGACAGAUAUCCUAAUCUACCUCCAGAUGCAGGCACGUUGCAAAUACUAUUUUACAUUCUCAACAUGGAUGUCGAUACAGCGAGUGAUAAUACGUCCAUCGAUGACAAGAUAGACGACUUUUGCGAAAAUCCUACGCGAGAUGCGUUAACGGAGGGUCUCAUGAGCCUCCUGAAACCUACAGUGGACCAGCUGGAUGACAGAAUUCGCGCUACGAGGAUAUGCCAAAUUGAGCUGAAGCAACGGAUUGAGACCUUAACGGAGGAACUUCAGAGGAUCAACGAAGCACUGCAGUAUCCGCUAGACACAGACUCCUAUGUAAAAAAACUUGUUAACGCUAAGCAUAAGAUCACCAUUGUUAGCAACAUCUUGCAGACCACUCAAGAGCGCUUGAACAAGGUGCAUCAAGCUGUCGAGAAGAGCACUGCCAAACGAAAGACGCUCUUAGAUAAUAGUUCCACAUAUAGCAGCGUAACUGUUGACAAAGAAGAGUCAGCUAAAGCGGAGACUGAUAAGCAGCAAUAAUUUCUUAUAUUAAUUGUGUAAUUGAUAAGAUAUCAUGACCAAAUUGUUACUGAAAGAUUAUUUAUACUUUAUAUAAGUUUUAUAUAAGAACUUAUUACA